AUGGUGUUUGAAAAGCCGAUUGUUGUUGACUGCCGUGGUCACUUGGUAGGCCGUCUUGCGUCUUUGAUUGCCAAGGAACUUUUAAUGGGACAGCACGUUGUGGCAGUGCGUUGUGAACAGCUGGAGAUCUCGGGCUCGCACGUGCGCAACAAACUCAAAUUUCUUCAGUUUUUGAACAAGCGAACGGCGACUAACCCCAAGAAGGGACCUGUCCACUACCGUGCACCAUCGCGUAUGCUGUGGCGUACAAUUCGUGGUAUGCUGCCGCACAAGACGGCCCGUGGUGCCGCUGCCCUGCAACGCCUUAAGGUGUUCGAUGGCAUUCCGUCGCCGUACGAUAAGCAGAAGCGUAUGGUUAUCCCCGCUGCCCUGCGUGUGCUGCGCUUGAAGGCCAAUCGUCGCUAUACUGUCCUUGGCGCUCUCGCCUCGGAAGUUGGCUGGCGUCACGGUGAGCUGGUCAAGCGUCUCGAGGCCAAGCGUGUACUCAAGUCUGACGCUUUCUACAAGAAGAAAGUUGCCCAGCAGAAGCGUCUUGCCGAGACUGAGGCCAAGGUAUUCGCCGACAACUCGGAGCUCAAGCCUACGCUUGCCAAGUACGGCCACGCUCUUUAA
Peronospora farinosa is the source of this 612-nucleotide messenger RNA. Lineage: Eukaryota; Oomycota; Peronosporomycetes; Peronosporales; Peronosporaceae. The record is from the annotation of a GenBank genome assembly.